UUUCUUUUCUUAUCAUCUGUUUGAUUGUUUUUUUUCUAUUGAUUAAAACAACAAUAAUGGGACGACAUUGGGAUAGUAAACGUUCCAGAAGCCGAUCACCAUCAAGAUCUACAUUAUCAUCUUCGUUUCGAUCAUCAAGUUAUCGUGAUCGUGAUUAUAAAAAUCGUUCAUCAUCAUCAUCAUCAUCAUCACAUCGUACAGAAUCAUCGAAAUCAUCAUCAUCAUCGCGUAGAGAUAAAGACCAUCAUUCAUCAUCAUCUCGUCAUCGUUCUAGAUCUCGUUCAUGGUCUCGAUCACCGGAACGCCGUGAUCAUCAUCGUUCUAGAUCACCAUCUUAUCAUAAAUCAAAACGUUUAUCCAAAUCACCUGAACGUGUUAACCGGGAACGUGUUGAAGAUAUUAUUGGUCAAGAUGUAAAUUAUAAAAAUUUCGAUAUGGAUGAACAACAGAAACGUUUGGAAAAGAUUAUGCAAGAACGUCGUGAACGUAUAGAAAAAUGGCGUCAACAACAGAAACUUGGUGAAUCAUUACAAAAUAAUAAUACAAAUGAAACUUCCACUGUUAAUCAAAAAAAUGAUAAUGGUGCCGCUGCUAACGCUGCUACUGUUUCCAAUGAAAUCAAAAAAGAAGAUGAACCAAAAAAGACAUGGACAUUAGAUGAUGAAAAUGAUGAUGAUGACGAUGACGACGAUAAUGAUGUUGAUAAUGCCAAUGAAACCAUUGAAGUUGAUGAGGAAAAUUUUCACACUCCUACAGUAACAAAAGUUGAAAUUGAAGAUAAAAUUGAGGAAGUUGCAAAAGUUGAUAAUAAAGAAGCAAAAUCUGUAACGAAUGAAGAUGAAACCAUUUCAACAUCGACAGAAAAAAUGGAAACAGAACAACAACAAACAACGGAACAAUCGGAAGAAAAACAAAAACAAAAUAAUGAUGAUGAAGAUGAUGAUAUUGAUCCAUUAGAUGCUUAUAUGCAAGGUAUUCAAGAAGAAGUGAAAAAAUAUCGACAACAAACUGUUCAUGCUAACAAACGAAAUGAUAAAGUUACCGUUGUUGUUGGUGUAGCCAAGAAAAAAUCCAUAAAAAAGAAAGGUGAAUUAAUUGAACAAAAUCAAGAUGCAAUGGAAUAUUCAUCUAGUGAUGAAAUUGGCCAAAAUGAUGAAUUAGCAAAUGCAAUGGAUAAUUUACAAGCAAAAGUUAAACAAAAAAAAUUGAUGACCAUUUCAAAAGAAGAUAUUACAUAUGUUAAAUUUCGUAAAAAUUUCUACAUAGAAGUACCUGAAAUCACUAAAAUGACCAAUGAAGAAGUUGAUGCAUAUAAGACAAAAAUGGAAGGAAUAAAAACCAAAGGUAAAGGUUGUCCAAGACCAAUAAAAUCAUGGGCACAAUGUGGUGUAAGUAAAAAAGUAUUGGAAGUUUUGAAACGAAACAAUUAUGAAAAACCAACUCCAAUUCAAUGUCAAGCAAUACCGGCCAUAAUGUCUGGACGUGAUCUGAUUGGCAUAGCAAAAACUGGUUCAGGCAAAACAUUGGCAUUUUUAUUGCCAAUGUUUCGACAUAUAAUGGAUCAACCACCAUUGGAAUCUGGUGAUGGUCCAAUAUCCGUGAUUAUGACACCAACACGUGAAUUGGCCACUCAAAUCUAUUCGGAAUGUCGGAAAUUUGCCAAACCACUUGGUUUGAGAGUGGUAGCCGUAUAUGGUGGUACACCGAUUUCCGAACAAAUUGGUGACCUAAAACCUGGUGCCGAAAUUGUUGUCUGUACUCCUGGUCGAAUGAUCGAUAUGUUGGCAGCAAAUAAUGGUCGCGUCACAAAUCUUCGUCGAUGUACGUAUGUUGUAUUGGAUGAAGCUGAUCGAAUGUUUGACAUGGGAUUUGAACCACAAGUUAUGCGAAUUAUCGAUGGAAUUCGACCGGAUCGACAAACAGUCAUGUUUUCGGCAACAUUUCCGCGAAUAAUGGAAGCACUUGCACGUAGAAUAUUGGAUAAACCGAUUGAAGUUCAAGUCGGUGGUAGAUCUGUAGUGUGUAAAGAAGUUCAACAAGAAAUUAUUGUUAUCGAUGAUGAUGACAAAUUUUUGAAAUUGCUAGAAAUUCUGGGAAAAUAUUCGAAUGAAGGCAGUGCUAUUGUUUUCGUCGACAAACAAGAACAUGCAGAUAUGUUAUUGAAAGAAUUAAUGCAUGCAUCAUAUACUUGUUUAGCAUUACAUGGUGGUAUCGAUCAAAAUGAUCGUGAUUCUACAAUUGCUGAUUUUAAAAAUGGACGUGUCAAUGUUUUAGUUGCAACAUCUGUAGCAGCACGUGGUUUAGAUGUUAAACAUUGUAUUGUGGUGAUUAAUUAUGAUUGUCCAAAUCAUUAUGAAGAUUAUGUACAUCGAUGUGGUCGUACUGGUCGUGCUGGAAACAAAGGUUAUGCUUAUACAUUUAUAACACCUGAACAGGGUCGUUAUUCAAAUGAUUUAAUAAAAGCAUUAACAUCAAGUGGAAAUAUGAUACCGGAAAGUUUACAAAAAUUAUUUGAUGAUUAUAAACGUGAACAAGAAUUGAUGGGUAAAAAAGUAAAAUCAUCAUCUGGUUUCACUGGUAAAGGUUUCAAAUUCGAUGAAGCUGAAGCAAUGCAAGCAGUGGAGAAGAAAAAAUUUCAAAAAGCAGCACUCGGCCUUCAAGAUUCUGAUGACGAAGAUCCAGAAGAAGAUAUUGAUCAAGAAAUUGAAAAUAUGUUGGCACCAAAAAAGAAGACAAUCAUACAGCCAUUAAUACCUACUGGUGAGAAAACAUUAUCGGAAAAAUUAGAAUUAGCCAAACAAUUGGCAUCGAAAAUAUCAAUGACAAAAACACCGGCUGUAAAUCCAAUUGUAACGAAUAAACCAUCAGCAACGGCACAUACAGAAGCAAUACUUAAAGGUGAUGCAUUUUCAUUGGGAGAUAUUGCUAGCACUGUAACUGCUAAAUCUAUUGCUGAACAACGUGCCGAACUUAUCAAUGCUAAACUAAAUUAUACACCAAAAGAUUUUGAAUAUAAUGAUGAUGGUGAAAUUAUCAAACGAGAUGAUGAUGAUUUAUUUGCACAAACAUUGACACAACGUUAUGAAGAAGAAUUAGAGAUUAAUGAUUUUCCACAACAAGCUAGAUGGCGUGUAACUAGUAAAGAAGCUAUCGCUAUGAUUAGUGAAUAUUCUGAAGCCGGUAUCACUGUUCGUGGUACUUAUUUUCCAACUGGUAAAGAACCUAAAGUUGAAUUGGGUGAACGAAAAUUAUAUCUGGCCAUUGAAGGUAUGAAUGAACGUGCUGUAAGCAAAGCUAAAAGUGAAAUUAUUCGUCUAAUCAAAGAAGAAUUAAUCAAAUUGAAUAAUACAUCAUAUUUGAAUAAAAGCCGAUAUCGUGUUGUUUGAUUAUCCAUUAUUAUUCAUUCCAGA
Messenger RNA from Dermatophagoides farinae (American house dust mite), 3410 nucleotides. RefSeq names its product pre-mRNA processing factor 5 (gene Prp5). The record is from RefSeq and is a predicted model, not a curated record. Gene Ontology annotation, molecular function: RNA helicase activity; nucleic acid binding; ATP binding. NCBI's taxonomy places the organism in Eukaryota, Metazoa, Arthropoda, Arachnida, Sarcoptiformes, Pyroglyphidae.